AUGGCCGAAAGUCCCGUCAAGCAUAAGCCGACAUCACGAGUGAUCGAUUCACUCCAUUCGGAAAUUGACGCUUUGAAGACAGAGUUGGCGGAUCUUCGCAUGUCCAACAGUGAAAACAGAAAGAAGGCAUCACUCUUGACCACAAAGAAUGAAUCUUUGGUCGACCAAUUGGCCAACUGCAAGCACGAAAACGAUAUGAUCAAUGCGCUUUUGAAGAGAAAAGAACGUCGUAUUGUGGACUUGGAGGAGCAGUAUAACGAUUUGAGCUCGCUGAACGAUUCUUUGAAGCUCUCGACGAAAAAUUUGAAGAUUAGGUGUGACAAUUUGCAAGAGCUGUCUGCAUCUUCUACUGCUGAGUAUGAGCGGUUGAAAAUCGCCUACGACGCCAUGAUAGCUUCGCAGAACGAGUAUAAACGUCACUAUCUGAGCGAGUUGAAUAAAUUACAACUGCUGUUUGACGGUUAUAAGGCCAAUUCACAGAAGGAGUUAGCUGAGCUCGCCGAGAAACUCACAAGCAACGACAAGGACGUAGAUACAUUGGUGGACAGUCUCACUAACAAACGAAAAGUCAUGGAUAACUUGUAUGUUAACCGUAACAAGGCCGUGUUGGACUUGUUGGCCAUGUUGGCAAAAACUGCAAAAUUGCAUGGCGAGGAGUCUCGUGCGGUAUUGAAGGAAAACGUCGACACCAUCAACCUCAUCAGAACCACCUUCCCAGACUUACAAGAUAAGAUGGAGGAGCGCCAGCCGUUUACCGUCGACCUUGACGAGAUAAUGGGCGAGUCUGCUGCGUCGCUUGACACAUCUCUCGCAGAAUUGGAACAGCCGAUUGAUGAGGCUCCAAAGUCCGUUCAACGUAACGCCUCCACAAGAAGACGUAGACACAAGAGACAAUCUAUGCGCAUAUCCCCAGAACCAUCUGCUAUGUUGGAGGAGUCGGUUGCUGAUAUUCUCCCUAAACUCAGACCUACCCGUGCCCCCACUAAUGAACCUGUGUCCCAACAGCAUAAUAUCCCGGGACGCAACUCAACUCAGAGACAGAGUUCAUCUGCUGGCAGCAACCAAAGUGGUAAUAACCGCAGUUCUCAUAAAAAUCGCAACUCGCAGAUCUUCCCUCAAGACUCUACCAGAGGUUUAAGAACCAGCUCCAACUCGCUGACAAGCAGUGCCGGCUCCGGGAAAAACAAACGGAGACUGUUCUAUGGUGGAAGUAACAACUUCAAUAGCGGCAAUAGCGAACGCAAGAGCCUGGGUAGAGCCGAGUUCUGA
Sungouiella intermedia is the source of this 1269-nucleotide messenger RNA. The record is from the annotation of a GenBank genome assembly. NCBI's taxonomy places the organism in Eukaryota, Fungi, Ascomycota, Pichiomycetes, Serinales, Metschnikowiaceae.